AACAAAUGGCGGAUAUCACUAGAAAGAAAACUACAUCUUCAAUCCACCACACUCCUCCAUUUUUGUCCCCACCAUAUCCCCUACCCAUUCUUACCUCACCAUGCCCAUCUUCUUCUUCCUCUAAUCCCCAAUCCACUUUUCUUUUCUUUUUCUUUUUUAUUAUUAUUUUUAUUGUUUAUCCUCUGCUUACUGCUCAUUCAUGGCUGUUGCUAUGGCUUCCUGUGGUUCUACUCUUGCCGUUUACACCAAAUUGGUUGCUAUUGAAAAGCAACCCAUCUUCAAAACUGCAUUUUUUGGAUCCUCUUUUGCUUCUGAUCCUGUUAAACAUAUGUCUACUUCUGCAAAACAAAGAUUGUCAUAUUCAUUGAGUACUAUGAUUCCAAAAGCAUCAGCUACAGCUAUUGAGGAUGGAAGCUAUCAGGAUACUGAUGUGGUUCCAACACCCAAAGUUAUUAUUGACCAAGACUCUGACCCGAAUGCAACUGUGGUAGAGAUUACAUUCGGGGAUCGCCUUGGAGCUCUUCUUGAUACCAUGAAUGCUCUUAAAAAUCUUGGCCUAAAUGUUGUCAAAGCAAACGUUUGUCUGGAUUCUUCUGGGAAGCACAACACGUUUUCAAUCACAAAUGCCUCGACUGGACGUAAAGUUGAUGACCCAGAGUUGCUUGAGGCGAUCCGUCUAACAAUUAUCAGCAAUCUUCUAGAAUAUCACCCGGAAUCAAGUGCUCAAUUGGCAAUGGGAGAAGCCUUUGGAGUCGAAGCACCAGCGAAAAAGCUUGACGUUGACAUUGCAACCCAUGUCCAUGUUUAUGACGACAGCCCUGAUCGAAGUCUGCUUGUAGUGGAGACAGCGGAUCGGCCCGGAUUACUGGUGGAUCUUGUGAAAAUUGUCACCGACAUAAAUGUUGCCGUUGAGUCCGGAGAGUUCGAUACCGAGGGUUUGUUGGCGAAGGCCAAAUUUCACGUCAACUACAAGGGUAAAGCUCUUAUCAAACCGCUUCAACAGGUUGUCACGAAUAGUUUACGGUACUUUUUGAGGCGACCAACUACCGAAGAGUCGAGUUUUUGAUAACAAAAUGUUGUCGGGUCACAACGGAGAAUGCGGUUUAUAAACGACGAUGGUGUUGUAGUGUUUCAGAAAAUACUUGGGAGCUUACAUUACAAAAUGUAAAGUCAUUUACAUUUAUAUGAUACCAAAAAACUACAUUUAUGGUUCAUAAACAAUGUUUAAAGCCCGACUCGGGUAGUUAUGAAAGACCCCUUAUGGGUCAUUACCCAA
Messenger RNA from Helianthus annuus (common sunflower), 1276 nucleotides. RefSeq names its product ACT domain-containing protein DS12, chloroplastic. The record is from RefSeq and is a predicted model, not a curated record. Gene Ontology annotation, cellular component: chloroplast thylakoid membrane; chloroplast stroma. The transcript has 10 exons. NCBI's taxonomy places the organism in Eukaryota, Viridiplantae, Streptophyta, Magnoliopsida, Asterales, Asteraceae. Bases 200 to 1066 code for a protein of 288 amino acids.